UCUUUAUCUAUCUAUCUGUCUGUCUGUCUGUCUGCACAUAUAUCAUAUCUAUUAUCGGUAUAUAGAUCACGUUCCGCUACGACUCUCACCAUGAAGUGCAGUAGCGCAACAAUGGCAUUGCUUGCCAUUGCUACCGUUGAGGCAGCGAGCCAUGGUCAUGACCAUGGCCAUGUUCACGCCCACCGCUCCGUGGCAGAGGUGGACGCCCCCGUGGCCAAGAGGGGAGGCAGCUGCCAAUUCCCCUCAGGGGCGGGCUUGAUUGCCGUCACCCCCAGCGAGCUGAACGGCGGCUGGGCCAUGAGCCCGGACCAAGAGUGCAAGCCCGGCGGAUACUGUCCGUAUGCGUGUCCAGCAGGUCAGGUCUCUAUGCAGUGGGAUCCCGAGGCCACGUCGUAUACCUAUCCGAUGUCGAUGAAUGGCGGUCUCUACUGCGACGAGAACGGCAAAAUGCAUAAGCCUUUCCCCAACAAGCCGUACUGCCAGGACGGCACGGGCGUCGUCAGUGCGAAGAACAAGUGCAAGGAGCAGGUUGCCUUUUGCCAGACGGUUCUUCCGGGUAACGAGGCCAUGCUGAUCCCGACCCUCGUGGAGGAGCUGGUUACCCUGGCUGUUCCGGAUCUGAGCUACUGGUGUGAGACGGCGGCGCACUUCUAUAUCAACCCUCCGGGUUACACCACGGAAACUGCCUGUGUUUGGGGCACCUCGGAGAACCCGUACGGCAACUGGUCUCCGUAUGUUGCUGGCGCCAAUACCGAUGGCGAGGGCAACACUUUCGUGAAGAUCGGAUGGAACCCGAUCUAUUUGGAGCUGACCACGCCGUUCCGCAAUGUAGUCCCUGACUAUGGUGUUGAGAUCGAGUGCGAGGGAGACGGCUGCAAUGGACUGCCAUGCAAGAUCGACCCGGCUAUCAACGGGGUGAAUGAGAUGGUUGGAGCCAGCACGGACGGUGCUGGUGACGCUGCGUUCUGUGUGGUGACGGUGCCCAAGGGUGGAAAGGCCAACAUUGUUGUGUUCGACAAGGAGGGCGGUAGCUCUUCGAGCACGCCUGUAUCCAGCAGUAGCAACACCGUCAGCAGCAGUGUGAGCAGCAUUGCCAGCACCAGCAGUACCUCGACCAGCAGCAUCAUUCCCACGACUAGCAGCACGUCGACGAGCAUCAGCUCCACCAGCUCCACCAGCUCCACGAGCACUCCUACCCCGUCCAGCACCACCAGCUCGACCACGACAUCCAGCACCACCAGCACCACCAGCACCAUCAGCACCACCAGUUUCACCAGCUCGACCGCCAGCUCUAUCCUAAUCACUCCCCGGCCAGCGCCAACCUGGACGCCCUCAUCCAGCUGGAAGCUCAGCUCGACGAGCGCGGUCUUGAACCGAACGGCGUCGGCCAGCUACUCAUACAAGCCGCUCGCGAUGGUGGAGACGGGAUCCUCGCACACGACCGCGGACAGCAAGGACUCCACCGAAGAUUCCAAUGAAGAUUCCAACGAGGAGUCCAGCAACGACCAGUCCGAGUCCUCUUCGAUUACAAAGUCAGAAGCUGCGGUGACCCAGGGCGCAGCGGUCAGCACCGCCGUGUCGAAGCUGGGUCUGAUCCUGGCCGUGGUUGGAGCCAUUGUGAUGGUCUAGAUGAGAUCACUACUCACUUUGGCUAACCUAUUUCCAUCAAUCCUUAUCACUCUUCUUCUCCUUUUUUUUUUUGGCUUUCACUUCUGAUGGGACACUUACCUUACUUAUAGCUAUACCCUUACGAUUGACGUUCUUGUACAUGU
Molecule: messenger RNA, 1772 nt
Organism: Aspergillus sclerotioniger CBS 115572
Lineage: Eukaryota; Fungi; Ascomycota; Eurotiomycetes; Eurotiales; Aspergillaceae
Product: SUN domain-containing protein
Exons: 3
Coding region: 91-1629 (512 amino acids)
Source: RefSeq, a predicted model, not a curated record